AAGUAAGAAAUGUUUGAAAGAACCCUGACAAUAGUCUAUUAUCCUGAACCCUGAGAAAUCUAGGUUUUAUGUAUCCAGUAUUCACCAUAAGAAGAUGAGAUGUGUUGCAUCAUGUUAACUGAGAGGUUGGGGUUUGGUGAAUUACAGCUCUGAUAUCACCAGUACCCUGAGAAGAUGAGGUUUGAUGUAUCCUGUACCCUGAGAAUACUAGGUCUAUGGUUCCAUCUUUCCAUCACUGUAGAAACCUUCAGCAAAUCUAAGAUCAUGUGAAGAAUCACGAAACCUCUCGAGCCACUGGCCUCGAAUACAGACUCGAGGAAGAACAACAUUGUUGGUUCGGGACAGGAGGAUUCAAUUUAACUCCAGGUUUGGGACAGGAGGAUUCAAGUUUAACUCCAGGUCUGUUUUCUGGAAAAGAGAAAAGAACGAAAAACCUUAAUUAAUUAAUAUUUUAAAAAGUGCAAAAUGGCGGAGAUGUCGGAUCAGGCCGGGUCUGGGUCUGGGGGUGGCAGAAAUGUAAUAACUGACGAUUUUAUCAUGCAGUGGAAACUGCGGCGGCUGUGCGGGUCAACUGAUGACGAAGAACUAAAGGAAUGCGCCAGCUUGUGCACUAUACAUCAGGGCAGAUUUGAAGAUAUCUGCUCAGGUGGUGACCAGGUGCUUCAGGAUGUUGUCACUUUUGCUACUUCAAUCGCUACAGAGCUUGCUGAUUGUGAUCCGCUGUCUACUUGGCAGAAUUCUUCAAAUUGUGUUAAUCUAACAACAGUAGAUCCAUUGAUCUCUCCAGUUGAUUGCGGACCAGCAUGCUGGCCUGCUCCAUUUGGUAUGGCUUUGACCGUCCUGAUCGCCGUGUCAAUGGCAAUUUGUAUUGUCGUCACUACAUUUGGAAAUCUGCUCGUAGUUAUCAGUUUUGCAGUUGACCGGCAGAUAAGGCAGCCGACCAAUUACUUCAUAGCAUCUCUAGCUAUAACUGAUAUUCUCAUAGGCACCGUCUCAAUGCCUUUCUUUACGGUAUACGUUCUGGUCGGCUACUGGCCCAACGAGCUGGGACCUAUUCUCUGUGAUCUCUGGCUUUCAGUGGACUAUACAGUGUGUCUUGUUUCACAAUUUACAGUGUUGUUGAUUACCAUAGACCGGUUUUGUUCUGUAAAACUAGCAGCACGGUACAGAGCUUGGAGGACUGGAGAUAAGGUGAUGGUGAUGAUCAUGUUAACCUGGUUCAUCCCUGCAGUUCUCUUCUUUGUCAGUAUAUUCGGGUGGGAGCACUUCAUCGGAUACAGGGACCUCAACCCCGGGGAGUGCAUGGUACAGUUCUUAAAGGAUCCUGUAUUCAAUACAUCCUUGAUAAUUGGUUACUACUGGAUUCCUCUCUGCUUUCUAUUUAUUCUCUACAGCUUUAUCUUCCAUGCUGCUUGGUCUUUAACUAAGAAAUCAAAGACCAAGGAGAAAGAGAGAGAGAGGGCAAUGGCAAUGGUGACCACCAGCCGAACCGGUAACUCUUCAGCUCCUCUUAUCACUCAUAAAGUGAGCACCGUAUCCCAGCCUGAUAGGAAACCUUUACAGUCUGAUGUCCUUGUCUCCCAAAAUGGUCGGACUCAGACUGAAAAAACAGUUUUCGAAGAGAAGAUUUCAAAAGAUGAAGACUCCAGGCGAACUGUAAUAUCUGUUCGGAAUCAUGCUGGUAUUCACAACCCAAUCAUAAACCACGCCCCUGCCGUUAGCCACUCCCCUGGCAACGGUCAUAAUUCUAUCAACGGUCACACCCCUGUCUCGGGAGCAGGAGUAGGGGAGGGGAAAUCUGUUCAACAACAACAACCUAGAUCAAAUCAAGUUGAGCCUCAGAGUUCAACCAGUGAGUUUGGAUCAGAAUCCGGAGUCGGAGCUAGCCGAUCCUUGACUAGACCUGGAGCAGUUAAUAAACGUGAGUCUGGAGGUAAAAGUAUGGUUAGUGUUGGAUCAGGACCUGGAGCAGAGGAAAAUAUCCAUCCUGGAUAUCGUACUGUCCCCAGAAAUAUGUACAGGAGAAAAUCCGGGAAUUACAUAUCUGUACCUCUUCGCACCGCUACUGUACCAUACACCAAUACUGGCCGGGGGUAUGAUCCUCCUAGUACAGUUGAUGAAGGAGAGUAUAGUUCUGUACAGAACAGUGCUAGUGGGGGUGGUGAGGUAUCAGCUAGUGGGUACAGUUCUAUUUCUCAUUCAGAAUCCACUGCUCAUUCACCAGGAGGCGGAAGUUCAAGUCAAGAAAGGCCGAAAUAUCUAGAUAUAAGGCCAAUGUACAGCGUCAAGUACAGCAAGAGAAAAGAAACAAGGCUACCUGGGGACAUCUCACCUCCAGAUGACGUCACGAGACAGCUCAUGGAUAUUCUUAAACAGUCAAACUAUAAAGAUAAUUCCUCAGAUUCAGAGGACAAUACCUCAAUACAAGAUGGAUAUAGCGUGCGAGGUGGAAGAGAGGAUCUGGGAACUAGACGCGGCAGAUCUCUCGGAAGACGACCUCAACACCGUCGAUACAGAUCCUACUCCACCCACUCCUCCCAGAGUGAAGGAUUACCGCCCCUGAGACCGGAUCCAACUGCUCCACCCACCUCAGUGGACUCUCCUCCCAGGUUCUCCUCUGCUACACUACCGCCACCUAGAACAAAAAUGCACGCGGCAUCAACUCAAACUAAGCGCAGGGCACAUGACAGCAGAAGAAGAAGACAUUUUUCCGGUGUUCCUAGUUCCUCAUCCUGCAGAUCCUCACCUAGGCAUACAUCAACCAAGUCGACGUCUCCCAUCACUUUGAACCCAACCUGCCUGUCGAAUAUAACGAAUAGUAGGAAGGGAAUCCCGGAUUACUAUGUGAGAAAUAAUCUUCAAACUCAGGCUGUAAUUGAUUCUAGAACAGACAAUAUUAAUCUUCGCAAAGUGUACACAUGUAAAGCUGGACCGUGCUGCAAAAAUGCGCAAAACAAAUCAAACAUGGCGGCGCCAAAACUUACCACGUGCCAACUGCCACCAUGUUCAAAUCCAUCGUUUGAAACAUUUGUUGCAGCUCGUGCAAGUGUGUAUGAAGGAAAUGACAAAGAAAUGUCGGUGAUAGACAUUUUGAAUGAUAUCAAGACAUCAGAAAAUAAAAGUAAAAGCUACCAGGAGGAAAGAAGGAAUGUAAACAUGAACACGUUUUCCAAACCUGUGGUUUGUCCUAAGCCUCCUACUCUACCUAAACCACAGAUUCGAUCUGUAACAGCUGCCACACAUAUCCAACCUUCAACCACAAGAGCCACACAGGAACCACACGUUCAUCAUCAUAAUCAAAUAGAAGAGAAACAAGUAAAAUGGAAUGGGGAGAACAGAGUUGAAAACUUUGUCGAGCACAGAGAAGGCGCUCCAAAGGAAAACCAGGGUCCCCACGGGUCCAAGGGGGUCCAGGGCCCAGAAAGCCAUGAGAUGGUUAAACAAGGGCGGGUCCCUGGACUAACUGCAGGGGAUAAACCUUCAGAAAGUGGUGAUGGAACAAGUAUUAGCCUCCACGAAAUACAACAGGUGGAUGAAUCCAAGCAGUUUUCCAAUGCCGGGAGCACCACCAGAGAAGAUUGGGUGAACAGAGUUGGAAAUAAGAUAAGGUUUAGGAGGAAGAAAAAGGAGAAACUGAAAACAGAGAAUAGGGCGAGGAAAGCUCUAAAAACAAUAUCUCUUAUCUUAGGUGCGUUUGUGACCUGUUGGACCCCCUACCAUAUACUGGCUAUUGUAGCUUCCUUCUGUCCAAAUUGUAUUAAUGUACAUGUGUACAUGCUCUCAUACUUCCUCUGCUACGCGAACAGUCCAAUGAAUCCGUUCUGUUACGCGGCAUCCAAUCAGCAGUUUAAGAACACUUUCAAGAGAAUAAUUCGAGGAGAUCUGUCCUUUAAAUAAUAUAAUUCGAGGAGAUCUGUCCUUUAAAUAAUAUAAUUCGAGGAGAUCUGUCCUUUAAAUAAUAUAA
Messenger RNA from Eurytemora carolleeae, 3964 nucleotides. RefSeq lists its product as uncharacterized. Gene Ontology annotation, cellular component: dendrite; synapse; membrane. Gene Ontology annotation, molecular function: G protein-coupled acetylcholine receptor activity; G protein-coupled serotonin receptor activity. The record is from RefSeq and is a predicted model, not a curated record. Bases 466 to 3897 code for a protein of 1143 amino acids. Lineage: Eukaryota; Metazoa; Arthropoda; Copepoda; Calanoida; Temoridae. Gene Ontology annotation, biological process: chemical synaptic transmission; G protein-coupled receptor signaling pathway, coupled to cyclic nucleotide second messenger; adenylate cyclase-inhibiting G protein-coupled acetylcholine receptor signaling pathway. The transcript is spliced from 28 exons.